Messenger RNA from Jatropha curcas, 2185 nucleotides. RefSeq names its product disproportionating enzyme (gene DPE1). Lineage: Eukaryota; Viridiplantae; Streptophyta; Magnoliopsida; Malpighiales; Euphorbiaceae. Gene Ontology annotation, biological process: carbohydrate metabolic process. Gene Ontology annotation, molecular function: 4-alpha-glucanotransferase activity. The record is from RefSeq and is a predicted model, not a curated record.
UUAUGCACGACACGUGAUAUCCCCGCUUCCAUCUCCAUGGAUCCUGUGCCUUACUGUUCUAGCUAAAGAACAGCUCUCUCUCUCUCUCUCUCCAUCUGUCAAAUCUGUUAUCAUCUUCCCAACUAAUUCACUCUGAGAUUAUAAAUUCUUCAAUUUCUCUUUUUCCAUUUAUCCACAUGCCGAUUAAUGGCGCUCCUCACCUCUCUCUCACUUCUCCCUCCUCCUUCACCUUUCUGUCGCAGGCUCUAUCAUUCAACUUCACCACCUUCUUCAAUUUCAUUUCCUCCCUUUAACUGCCAAUCGAAAUCCCAGCCUUCCUUUCUAAUUUCCAAAAACGACGCCGUGUAUUCAUCUUCUGUCGUCAGCGUCGGCGAGGACUUGCCUGCCGAUUAUGACCAGUGGUUACCAAAACGCGAUCCUGCUCAACGCAGAAGGGCGGGGAUUUUGCUUCAUCCGACAUCGUUUCGAGGACCGUACGGUAUUGGGGAUCUUGGAGAUGAGGCUUUCCGGUUCAUUGAUUGGCUUCAUGAUGCUGGUUGCUCUGUUUGGCAGGUUCUACCUCUUGUGCCUCCAGGAAGGAAGGCUAAUGAAGAAGGGUCGCCAUACUCGGGACAGGAUGCAAAUUGUGGUAACACACUCUUAAUUUCUCUUGAGGAGCUUGUAAAGGAUGGUUUGUUGAUGAAAAAUGAGCUUCCAAAUCCAGUAGUUUCUGACCGUGUGAACUUUUCUGCUGUUGCUGAGAUAAAGGAUCCCCUGGUAGCCAAGGCUGCAGAGAGGCUUAUCCUGAGUGACGGAGAGCUUAAACGUCAGCUUGAAGAUUUCCGCAAAGACCCCAAUAUCUUAGGUUGGCUUGAAGAUGCAGCUUAUUUUGCUGCUAUUGAUGAUGCUUUAAAUACCUUGAAUUGGUAUGACUGGCCAGAACCUUUAAAAAAUCGCCAUCUUGCUGCCUUAGAGGAGAUUUACCAAAGCAAAAGGGAUUUUAUAGAGAUAUUCAUUGCCCAACAGUUCUUGUUCCAGAGGCAAUGGCAGAAAGUACGCAGCUAUGCACGGGCAAAAGGAAUUAGUAUAAUGGGUGACAUGCCCAUAUAUGUAGGCUAUCACAGUGCUGAUGUAUGGGCAAAUAAGAAGCAUUUUUUGUUGAGUAGGAGUGGCUUUCCUCUUUUGGUUAGUGGUGUACCCCCUGAUGCCUUCAGUGAAACUGGUCAACUGUGGGGCAGCCCUCUCUAUGAUUGGAAAGCCAUGGAGAAAGAUGGAUAUUCAUGGUGGAUACGCCGGUUACGCCGAGCACAAGAUCUGUAUGAUGAAUUUAGGAUUGACCAUUUUAGAGGUUUUGCUGGUUAUUGGGCUGUUCCUUCUGAUGCAAAAAUUGCAUUGCUCGGAAACUGGAAGGCUGGACCUGGGAAAUCUCUAUUUGAUGCCAUCUCUGGUGCUUUUGGAAAUAUCAGAAUAAUAGCAGAGGAUUUGGGAGUUAUUACUGAGGAUGUCGUGCAGCUUAGGAAAUCUAUUGGUGCUCCUGGAAUGGCUGUCCUUCAGUUUGGUUUCGGAAGCGAUGCAGAUAACCCUCAUUUACCUCAUAAUCAUGAAGCCAAUCAAGUUGUAUACACUGGAACUCAUGAUAAUGACACGACUCGAGGCUGGUGGGAUAAUUUGAAGAAAAGGGAGAAGUCAAAUGUACUGAAGUAUCUUUCAAUUACUGAAGAAGAUGAUAUGCCAUGGGCACUCAUCCAAGCUGCAGUUGCAUCAGUGGCCCAAACUGCAGUAAUGCCCCUGCAAGAUGUUCUUGGACUGGGGAAUUCUGCCAGGAUGAACAUUCCAGCAACUCAGUUUGGAAAUUGGGGUUGGAGGAUACCUUCUUCAAUGAGUUUUGAUCAAAUGGCAAAAGAAGCAAAGAGACUGAGAGGUUUGCUUUCCAUGUAUGGACGGAUGUAGAGUCGCUUCUGCAGAUGCAAUAAAAAGCUUUUAACAAUUUUAAACUGAUACGUUCAUAGUUCUCAAGAAGUUAUAGACGAGUCAUUUUUGUUGUUGCAUUUAUUUUGUCCUACAUGACUAAGUCUGCACAUUUUCUUAUCUGUAGAGUUAGCUUAGUUUCUUGAAUUCAUAUGUCAUUUCAAACGAGCAAAGGAUUCAAUUUUUUUUUAUUUAUUUCCCUGUUCUCGUUCCUAAUUUGUUGUCCUACGAUUGAUUU